Molecule: messenger RNA, 537 nt
Organism: Aspergillus niger
Lineage: Eukaryota; Fungi; Ascomycota; Eurotiomycetes; Eurotiales; Aspergillaceae
Exons: 2
Coding region: 1-537 (178 amino acids)
Source: RefSeq, a predicted model, not a curated record
AUGCUGGACAGCUUGGCGAGUAGCAAAGCGACAAAAUUCCGAAGAUGCGCUGGGUUUGUUGUGGGACGGAGCGUCUUGGCUGCGGGGGACAAUCCGGGGAUCGAGCCUCUUCGUGGCAUCCCAGACCCGGUCCUGAAAGUCCAGGUGGGACAGACCGACAAUCUGGGGACGAGGCUCGGACAACUUCCGCUUAGGACUAACGGAAGCAGGCCAUCGAGAUGCGAGCGGGAGACCGGAGACGGUCUCAGCACUGGCAGGCACGGGAUAUGGCUUCCAGGAGAGGUCGAGAUGGGAGCCACGCGGCGUGAGAUGUUGGGGUCAUGCGGGGGUCAGCCCAAGGGGGGGGUGUCCCUCGCGCAGGGUCUAAAUAACACUAAGAGGGCACUAAGAAAGCAAACAUGGUGGUUGGCUUGUCCUGCUGGUCGGUCAAAUCCGACGAGUGGGGGAUACAUGACGUUUGCUGGGCACGAUCGAUCAGCUGUCUCUCAAUCCGGGGUGCAGCAACAAAUGCCUCGGUCGCCAGCAGUUUUGGGUUAA